CUUGGGCGCUUCAUCCUGCUUGGCCGCCAUCUUGAGAGACGUUGGCCUUCUCCAACCUGUAUUCCUGAUUUAGGUUUAGAGUUGUAGUCACCCAAAAGGGUGAACCAUGGAUGACAUUAACAAGACUGAGGCUGGGAAUGAGGAGACAGGAAGAAGGGAAAAUAAUUCAUGGAUUAAACGCAACUUCAACUAUGAAUGCUAUAUGACUUUCCUUAAUGGCUGCUACAGCUGCAAGUGGGAAGCCCAACAGAAGAAAAAACCCAGACGUCCACUCUGCUGCUGUUCUUUGAGAGAGCGAUUAUUUUACCCAUGGCUGAUUAUGUCAUUUUUCUUGUCUGUAAUUUUGCUGUUUACAUGGGUGGAGACUUCAAAUGAAUACAAUGGCUUUGACUGGGUUGUUUUCCUAGGUACAAGAAUUUGGUUCUUUUGGUCCAUUGUCUUGCUGAGUGUCCUUGGGAUCCUGGCUGCCUACACAACAAUGCUGGUGGUACUUGGAUUUUUGUUGUGUUGGGAAAAAAAUGAACUAUACCUGCACUGGUAUCAUAAGAUCAUGGUUCUGAUAGUGAUUAUGUUAUGCUCGUUUUUGAUGUGGAUUCUAUUAACUUUUUGGAGAGAGAGAUGGCUCACCAUUGGGCUGUCACUGAAGGUCUUUGCUCCCUACAUACACCUGAGCAGCAUAUCUGCAAUGGUUUUGCUUUCCUGGCCUGUGGCCUUCUACUUGAUCCAUUUGGAAGGAGAAGCUAGAAUGAGAAGAUACCAGAAUACAAGUAGUGAAAGAAGAAGAAACAAGUGGUGUAAUAUGCUCACAAAGUUGAGAGUUCUACAAGUGGUUAUUGGAUUGCCCUUCCUUCUUAUCCUUUUAUGUCUCUAUGUGGUGCCAUUUGGGACUUAUUCUCCCUGUGUUCAGGAAAAGGAUAAAUUAGCACCCAAGCCGAACUUCUUUGGUCAUAGAGGUGCAGCCAUGCUGGGACCUGAGAAUACCAUAAUGUCCUUUGAGAAAGCUGUUGAACACGGGGCCGAUGGACUGGAGAGUGAUGUGCAAAUAAGCCUGGAUGAGGUGCCUUUCCUCAUGCAUGAUUAUGACCUGAGAAGAACAACCAAUAUCUUGGAAGUCAUGCCAAAUGCCUCCGACAAACACAGUAGUUUUUUUUAUUGGAAUUUCCUGUCGACUUUGAAUGCAGGCAAAUGGUUUGCAGAUUCACGGGUAAGACACAUUCCCCAGAUCAAAAAAAUCUGCAUUUACUCCCACUUGUAUGGUCAAAUGCUGCUCCUGGAGAUAAGUACACUGUGUACAGUGUAA
This is a messenger RNA of Odocoileus virginianus texanus, 1300 nucleotides long. Lineage: Eukaryota; Metazoa; Chordata; Mammalia; Artiodactyla; Cervidae. The record is from RefSeq and is a predicted model, not a curated record.